AUGGCCCGGGCCAAGCUCCGCAGCUCGCCCGCGGAGAGCGGCGCGCGCGGCAAGACGGCGCCGCCGGCCACGCCGGACGACGGCCACGGCGUGAGCCCCUUGCUGCCGGCCCGCAGGAUGGGCUCCCUGGGGAGCGACGGCGGACAGAGGCCUCAUGCCGAGGAUUUCAGUGCGGACUCCUCCUUCUCGCAGGUGCAGGUGGAGUUCUACGUGAACGAGAACACCUUCAAGGAGCGCCUCAAGCUCUUCUUCAUCAAGAACCAGCGCUCAAGCCUCAGGAUCCGGCUCUUCAACUUCUCCCUCAAGCUGCUCACCUGCCUGCUCUACAUCGUGCGYGUGCUGCUCGACAACCCCGAGGAGGGCGAGAGCUGCUGGGAAUGCGACAAGCAGAACCUCACGCUCUUCAACCAGUCCACCCAGAUCAACUGGUCCCAUAUCUUCUGGGUGGAUAGAAAAACGCCCCUGUGGGCUGUCCAGGUCAGCAUAGCUCUGAUCAGCUUCCUCGAGACCAUGCUGCUCAUCUAUCUCAGCUACAAGGGGAAUAUCUGGGAACAGAUUUUUCGCAUUUCCUUCAUCCUUGAAAUGAUCAACACAGUGCCCUUUAUUAUCACCAUAUUCUGGCCUCCUUUACGGAAUUUAUUCAUUCCGGUUUUCCUGAACUGCUGGCUUGCCAAGUAUGCCCUGGAGAACAUGAUAAAUGACCUGCACCGAGCCAUACAAAGGACCCAGUCUGCRAUGUUUAACCAAGUGCUCAUUCUCAUCUGCACCCUGCUGUGCCUGGUUUUCACGGGCACUUGCGGCAUCCAGCACUUAGAAAGAGCAGGAGAAAAGCUCUCCCUCUUCAAGUCCUUCUAUUUCUGCAUUGUCACCUUCUCCACUGUGGGCUACGGCGACGUGACACCGAAGAUUUGGCCUUCUCAGCUCCUGGUUGUUAUAAUGAUUUGUGUUGCACUGGUUGUGCUGCCACUUCAGUUUGAGGAGCUGGUCUACCUGUGGAUGGAGCGGCAGAAGUCGGGGGGCAACUACAGCCGCCACCGUGCCCAGACGGAGAAGCACGUGGUGCUGUGUGUCAGCUCGCUSAAGAUCGAUCUGCUCAUGGACUUCCUCAACGAGUUCUACGCCCACCCGCGCCUGCAGGACUACUACGUGGUGAUACUGUGCCCAACRGAGAUGGAUAUCCAAGUGCGGCGAGUCCUUCAGAUUCCCCUGUGGUCGCAGCGAGUGAUUUACCUCCAGGGCUCGGCGCUGAAGGACCAGGAUCUCAUGCGAGCCAAGAUGGACAAUGGAGAAGCCUGCUUCAUCCUGAGCAGCCGGAACGAGGUGGACCGCACGGCAGCGGAUCAUCAGACCAUCUUGAGAGCCUGGGCUGUGAAAGAUUUUGCUCCAAACUGUCCCCUCUACGUGCAGAUCCUGAAGCCCGAGAACAAGUUUCACGUCAAGUUUGCUGAUCACGUCGUGUGCGAGGAGGAGUGCAAAUACGCCAUGCUGGCGCUGAACUGCGUGUGCCCGGCCACCUCYACGCUCAUCACGCUGCUGGUGCACACCUCGCGCGGACAGGAGGGCCAGGAGUCCCCGGAGCAGUGGCAGAGGAUGUACGGGCGCUGCUCGGGCAACGAGGUCUACCACAUCCGCAUGGGCGACAGCAAGUUCUUCAUGGAGUACGAGGGCAAGAGCUUCACCUACGCUGCCUUCCACGCGCACAAGAAGUACGGAGUCUGCCUGAUCGGCAUCCGUCGGGAAGAGAACAAGAGCAUCCUGCUGAACCCGGGGCCACGCCAUAUCAUGGCUGCGUCCGACACCUGCUUCUACAUCAACAUCACCAAGGAGGAGAACUCGGCCUUCAUCUUCAAGCAGGAGGAGAAGCAGAAGAAGAAGGGCUUUGCAGGCAGCUAUGACGGCCCUUCGCGCCUGCCCGUGCACAGCAUCAUCGCCAGCAUGGGUACAGUAGCCAUGGACCUGCAAAACACUGAGUGUCGCCCCAUCAACAGCAGCAAGCUGGCGCUGCCGGCCGAGAACGGCGCGGGCACGCGGCGGCCCAGCAUCGCGCCCGUGCUCGAGCUGGCCGACACCUCCUCGCUGCUGCCCUGCGACCUGCUCAGCGACCAGUCGGAGGACGAGAUGACGCAGUCGGACGAGGAGGGCUCGGCCGUGGUGGAGUAUGUCAAAGGCUACCCGCCAAACUCGCCGUACAUCGGGAGCUCGCCAACUCUGUGCCACCUUUUACCCGAGAAAGCUCCUUUCUGCUGCCUGCGGCUGGACAAGGGCUGCAAACACAACAGCUUUGAAGACGCCAAGGCCUACGGGUUUAAGAACAAACUGAUUAUAGUUUCGGCAGAGACUGCCGGGAACGGGCUCUAUAACUUCAUCGUCCCGCUUCGUGCGUACUAUCGGUCCCGAAAAGAGCUAAACCCCAUCGUGUUGCUUCUGGACAACAAGCCAGAGCACCACUUCUUGGAAGCAAUCUGCUGUUUCCCUAUGGUUUACUACAUGGAAGGCACAAUCGAUAACCUGGACAGCUUGCUGCARUGCGGGAUCAUUUAUGCGGACAACCUGGUGGUCGUGGACAAGGAGAGCACCAUGAGUGCCGAAGAGGACUACAUGGCGGACGCCAAGACGAUUGUCAACGUCCAGACCAUGUUCAGGCUCUUCCCCAGCCUUAGCAUUAUCACGGAGCUGACCCAUCCCUCCAACAUGAGGUUCAUGCAGUUCAGAGCAAAGGACAGUUACUCCUUAGCCCUUUCCAAGCUAGAGAAGAAAGAGCGGGAGAACGGCUCCAACCUGGCGUUCAUGUUCCGGCUGCCCUUCGCCGCCGGCAGGGUCUUCAGCAUCAGCAUGUUGGACACGCUGCUCUACCAGUCGUUCGUGAAGGACUACAUGAUCAGCAUCACCAGGCUGCUGCUGGGCCUCGACACCACGCCGGGCUCGGGCUACCUCUGUGCGAUGAAAAUCACCGAGGAUGACCUGUGGAUCCGGACGUACGGCCGCCUCUUCCAGAAGCUCUGCUCAUCCAGUGCCGAGAUUCCCAUUGGUAUUUAUAGGACAGAGUCGCACAUGUUCGCCACCUCCGAGCCUCAUGACAUCAGAGCGCAGUCACAGAUCUCCAUCAACGUGGAGGACUGCGAGGACACCAAGGAYGUGAAGGAGCACUGGGGCAUCAAGACGGGCCACCACCGCAACUCGUGCUCCAGCGACCAGUCGGAGCACCCGCUGCUGCGGCGCAAGAGCAUGCAGUGGGCCCGGCGCCUGAGCCGCAAGGGCAACAAGCACGCGAGCAAGACAGCCGAGUGGAUCAGCCAGCAGCGCCUGAGCCUCUACCGGCGCUCCGAGCGCCAGGAGCUCUCCGAGCUCGUCAAAAACCGCAUGAAGCACCUGGGCUUGCCCACCACGGGGUAUGAGGAUGUAGCAAAUUUAACAGCCAGUGAUGUGAUGAAUCGGGUAAACCUGGGAUAUUUGCAAGACGAGAUGAACGACCACCAGAACACGCUCUCCUACGUGCUCAUCAACCCGCCGCCCGACACGCGCCUGGAGCUCAACGACAUCGUGUACCUGAUCCGCUCGGACCCGCUGGCGCACGUGGCCAACGAGGGCCAGAGCCACAAGAGCAGCUGCAGCGCCCGCCGCGGCCCCCGCAGCCCCGACACCCGCGACGAGACGCAGCUCUGAGCUCUGAGCGCGCCUCGCUGCGGGAAGGGGAGGGCGGAGACCUCACCACGCGCCC
This is a messenger RNA of Nothoprocta perdicaria, 3718 nucleotides long. RefSeq names its product potassium sodium-activated channel subfamily T member 1 (gene KCNT1). Gene Ontology annotation, biological process: potassium ion transport. Lineage: Eukaryota; Metazoa; Chordata; Aves; Tinamiformes; Tinamidae. The transcript is spliced from 32 exons. Gene Ontology annotation, cellular component: membrane. Gene Ontology annotation, molecular function: intracellular sodium-activated potassium channel activity. Bases 1 to 3663 code for a protein of 1220 amino acids. The record is from RefSeq and is a predicted model, not a curated record.